Ooceraea biroi (clonal raider ant) is the source of this 2482-nucleotide messenger RNA. RefSeq names its product flotillin-1. Gene Ontology annotation, biological process: protein kinase C signaling; positive regulation of cell-cell adhesion mediated by cadherin; regulation of receptor internalization. The record is from RefSeq and is a predicted model, not a curated record. Gene Ontology annotation, cellular component: plasma membrane; cytoplasmic vesicle; flotillin complex. NCBI's taxonomy places the organism in Eukaryota, Metazoa, Arthropoda, Insecta, Hymenoptera, Formicidae. Gene Ontology annotation, molecular function: protease binding.
UAGUUGUUAGCAAUCUAGGUACUGCACGAGAGUCUGUGCUUGUUGCAUAUUAUUUUCCGCAUCGACGUCAAUCAGUCAAUUGACCGUAAGAGCGUCUUGGAGUCACGCGCGUCAGUGCAGUUACGUUAACGAGCAAUUAUGAGCUGUGGAUUCGUUACUUGCGGUCCGAACGAGGCACUCGUUGUUUCAGGAUGUUGCUACAGCAAACCGUUUUUGGUGCCUGGAGGCCGGGUAUUUGUUUGGCCUAUUGUACAACAGGUACAAAAAAUUUCAUUAAACACAAUGACUUUACAAGUUGAAAGUCCGACGGUCUAUACUUGUCAAGGAGUACCGAUAUCUGUAACAGGCAUAGCACAGGUAAAAAUUCAAGGGCAAAAUGAGGAAAUGUUAUCAACAGCAUGUGAACAAUUUCUUGGAAAAUCUGAGCAAGAGAUACAUGAUAUAGCUUUGGUCACUUUAGAAGGUCAUCAACGGGCUAUAAUGGGCAGCAUGACUGUGGAGGAGAUUUACAAAGACCGCAAAAAAUUUAGCAAGGAGGUCUUUGAAGUUGCAAGCAGCGAUCUAGUCAAUAUGGGCAUUACCGUUGUGUCAUACACAUUGAAAGAUAUUCGAGACGAAGAAGGGGCAAAGGGUUACUUGCAAGCGCUCGGUAUGGCUCGUACCGCAGAGGUGAAGAGAGAUGCGAGAAUAGGUGAAGCGGAAGCUCGCAGGGACGCUCAGAUUAGAGAGGCUAUUGCCGAGGAGCAAAGGAUGGCCGCACGUUUCUUGAAUGACACUGAGAUCGCGAAGGCGCAACGUGACUUUGAGCUGAAAAAAGCAGCUUAUGACGUUGAGGUUCAAACUAAAAAAGCGGAAGCAGAAAUGGCUUUCGAGUUGCAAGCAGCGAAAACCAAGCAGAGGAUUAUGGAGGAACAAAUGCAGGUGAAAGUCGUGGAACGUAGUCAGGAGAUCGCUGUGCAGGAGCAAGAAAUGAUGAGACGCGAAAGGGAAUUGGAUGCUACUGUACGGCGUCCUGCUGACGCUGAAAAAUACAGAUUAGAGAAAAUGGCCGAGGCAAACAAACUACGCCUCGUUAUGGAAGCCGAAGCCGAAGCAGAAGCUAUUAAAAUUCGUGGUGAGGCGGAAGCCUUCGCUAUCGACGCGAAGGCUAAAGCAGAGGCAGAACAAAUGGCAAAGAAAGCCGCGGCGUGGAACGAAUACAAGAGCGCAGCCAUGAUAGAUAUGAUGCUCGAUACGCUUCCGAAGGUUGCUGCGGAGGUAGCCGCUCCUCUCUCUCAAGCGAAGAAAAUAACCAUGGUCUCCAGUGGUAAUGGUACUGUUGGUGCCGAAAAAUUAACUGAAGAAGUCUUCAAUAUUGUACAGCGUGUUCCAGCACUCGUUAAGACUUUGACAGGCGUGGACAUUGCAAAGUCGGUUCAUGCUGCGUAAAAAGUGCGACAUGAAGGCGCACUUAUGAUUUCCUGGUCAUAUACUGCAAUAUACAAUUAAGAAACGAUAUUUGACGAAUCUUUUUAAUAUAUAUAUAUAUAUAUAUGUAUUUACUUUGUAUAUGUCUUAUGUCGUAAUGAGAAUUUAAUAUAUAAUUUAACAUUGAAAAUCUCAUAUUAGAGAGAGAAAGAAAGUUCAACACUUUCACUGCCAUUUUAUGUAAGAGUUACUUAUAAUAUAAUAACAACAAUCCCCCUCAAAUCGAUCUAUUACUUUGACUUCCUAACCAUCACUGGUUAGAAUUUAAAUUUAAAUGAUAUUGUAAUUUUAGAAACAGACUUUACAGAAAUAAUUUUAUGACGCACUCAUUCCAACAGCUUUUACUUAUUUGGACAGUGAAAGUGUAAUAUGACAUAUGUGGUAUAAUGCAUUAAGUUGUUUUGAUAUUGUUUUUGUAUUAAUUAUUUUUUUAUUAAUAUUGUUUGCUAAUCAUUGUAUUUUAAUUCAGUUAUAAAUUUUGUUUAUAUAUUUGUUUUAUUGUAUAUUUUAAUUUGUUUAUCUAAAUUAUUAAUCACGAGAAAGGGUGUGCUGUGUGCAUUCUAUCGAAUUCCCCAAAUAUUGAAUCUGUCAAUCGAUGAUAAUGGUCCACAUUUCUCAUACUCUAAUUCUAUGCCAAUAUGUGCCCAAAUACUCUAUUAUAUGUACCUUCUAAAUAUAAAUUAUCAGAUAACUAUUUAGAGAUGAAAAUAUUUGACGUUUCUUAACGUCACUUAAUAUAAAAGAAUUUUUUUUGAUAAUUCUUAAGAUAAAUUUAUAUGUGUGAGCGCAAGCGUUCUAUUUCCUGUACAUCUACAAAAAAAAGCAAAUAGUAAUAUAUUUUAUCCCACGUUUAGAUAUAGAUCAUGUUACUGUGAUCUUUUCCUCUCUAAGUAUUUAUAUAUAAAUCUAUAAUUAUAGUCUCUAACUAUAUGCAUUUAUAUAUGAUCGAUAAAUCCCUCAAAUAAAUUGUGAUUUCGUGUAAAGUAACGAAAUACAAGUAAAUGUUAUGAACAUA